Suillus discolor is the source of this 1316-nucleotide messenger RNA. Its product is annotated as ubiquitin-related domain-containing protein. Gene Ontology annotation, molecular function: ubiquitin protein ligase binding; protein tag activity. Lineage: Eukaryota; Fungi; Basidiomycota; Agaricomycetes; Boletales; Suillaceae. Bases 366 to 1220 code for a protein of 284 amino acids. Gene Ontology annotation, cellular component: nucleus; cytoplasm. The transcript is spliced from 5 exons. The record is from RefSeq and is a predicted model, not a curated record. Gene Ontology annotation, biological process: modification-dependent protein catabolic process; protein ubiquitination.
GCACCGGCAUCAACGGGCUGUGGUCAUGCUGAAAGCGCGCGUUCCAAUGACGCCCAUUGUUUCCAUCAGAGUUUCGAUCUUGUCCGAUAAGACUCUGGGGCUUAGGGCAUGCACGCAAUAGUGGUCAUUGAACUUUCAUUCCUGCAUCAGCCAUCCUGGAAUUCUCCGGAGCGGUGAGCCUUGAGGGUGCCAUGAGGCCUGGAACUUUCGGCAACUUGCAUUUGAAUUCCUCGUGCAGUGGUGCUUUGCGGCCCCUAGAAAGGCAAACACACGGAUAGAUUCUUGGUAACUUGCUUUUCGGCAUUUUGUCUGUGUUCAACGCGUCUGCUGUGCACCAGAGCGGUUUCCUUUGACUUUCUCAUCCAAUGCAGCUUUUCGUGAACAACCCUUUCGGCACGACCGUCACUGUUGAGUUGUCCCCACAGGACACUGCUGAUUCUCUCAAGAGCAGGAUUCUUGGGACCACCAGCUCGUCAGAUUUCAAUACUGCAGAUGUGCGGUUGACCUUUGCUGGCCACGAUCUGCCUGAUCGCGCAACGUUUGCGAGCGCGAAUGUCUCCAACGGGUGCACGCUGAGUUUUGACUUUCGCCUGAGGGGCGGAAUGCUUCCACAGCCAUGUCCAUUGCCCACCCCUCAGGAAUCGGACGACAGAGUUGCUCCUCGUCAGAUGGAAAGGGAUAUAAUUAAUAUGACGGUUCCAGGACAGAUCAUGAUCUCAAUCCGGACGAUACAUGACCAAAAACUUGAUAUCUUUGCGUCACCCAGCAGCUCCGUUUUGUUCCUCAAACAGAAAAUAUCGGAGAGUAUUGAAGUGGACGCUGAACAUCAGCGUUUGCUGUUUUCUGGGAGAGUUCUCCAAGACGACAGUACCCUUGAAGAUUAUGGUGUUGCAAAUGGGAGCGUAAUGCAGCUGUCUAUCCCGCCCGGCCUUAAGAUUGCUGUGAAGACGGAGCCUCAAAGACGAAGACGAGGACAAGAAUCAGAGGUGCAGAUAUUUGUCAAGAAUCUGAAUGGCAAGACGAUGGCCCUGAUGAUAUCGCCGACGGACACGGUAGAAAAUCUGAUGAAGAAGAUCCAGGAGAGGACGGACAUUCCACCUUCUGAGCAGCGCAUCCUAUUCGGUGGGAAACAACUCGUGCCCGAUAGGAUUUUAGCGGACUACAAUAUUUCGAAGGAGAGUACGUUGCAUCUUGUACUUCGUUUACGGGGAGGAUUGUGAGGCUAAAGAUCGACGUGCAGCAUUAUGUUUUGGUUUCCAAUUGAUCCUCUAGUACGAUAUGCAGACACUGAUGCAGAUGUGUAGUGUAUGAUUAUG